AUGAAGGAUGGGGGGCCCCUGCAGCUGCAGCUUCUGCUGAGCUUCUUGCCCUGGGGGCCAGGGGUUCUGUCCCAGGACCUAGACUGUGUCCAGCUCCACCCUUGCAGGUGCCUCCUGCAGGAGAGUCACCAGAUGAUCAACCUGGCCGCCAUGGGACCCCUGACCAUCCCCUUGGCCCCCGACAAGGAGCCUGGAGGGUAUGUUCAAUUCAGCCCUUGCCAGCCAUUCAGCGAACCCGCUAACCUCACCGCCACGGACUGUGUCCAGGUGGCUGCGUGUGUGACCCUGAGGCAGGCAGGCUCAGGGGAUCUUCACCACACUGCCUACGGCAGGCACCAGAGGAGCGAACUUCGUUAUGACAACAGCACCCGUGUCUUGACUAUCUCAUACCCCGCCUGGCCUAGCAGCUCCCUGAACACCCUGGUCCAUUUUAACUGCAGCCCAAUGAGGACGGUAGCCCAUGUGUCCCUCCUGCCCACCCACCUGGAGGUCUUCAUCCAGACUCCCUGUGCCUGCCCAGACCACUGCCAACCGUGGAGCCCAGAACCUAGCCUCCUCAUCGCCAUUUCAUUCUUUGUGACCCUUGGCAUCUACCUUCUCUGGGGUGUUUGUGGGCUGCAGGCCAUCCACAUCAAAAGAGGAAGCCAGCUCAUCCCUCAAGACCAGCUCUGGUGCAGCCCCUGUUCCUCUUGCUGUGGGAAGUCAGAGGAAAACAAAGAAAACAUCCCUCUUAUAAGCCUAGGUUCUGGGACUUAG
Dromiciops gliroides (monito del monte) is the source of this 756-nucleotide messenger RNA. RefSeq lists its product as uncharacterized. The record is from RefSeq and is a predicted model, not a curated record. The transcript is spliced from 4 exons. Bases 1 to 756 code for a protein of 251 amino acids. NCBI's taxonomy places the organism in Eukaryota, Metazoa, Chordata, Mammalia, Microbiotheria, Microbiotheriidae.